AUGAGGCGCCAGCACUUGCCCUCCUGCGUCUUCUCAGCCUCAACGUCAACGGCUGGGACAAGACAAGCGGCGCUGCAUCUGGAGAGGGACAGUAGGAUAUUAUCCUCCUCCCGGAGACCCACCGCAACUCUGCAGAGGAAGGGGCAGCGGGUGGUCCCCAACGGGCUCCGCUGCAACUGGAGCGGGCCCGCUUUCUGGACCGCUACACCUCCCAGUCUCGCAGCCGCCCAGCCGUACACAGUUCAACGCAUUUACGCGCCCGCAGCGGCAGCGGAGCAGCCGCACUACAACACGCAGGAGCUGCUUACCAGCUUGCCAGUACACAGGCACCGGGUGGGUGGGGACUUCAACUGCAUCUCUGGCCAGUAG
Messenger RNA from Coccomyxa subellipsoidea C-169, 369 nucleotides. RefSeq lists its product as hypothetical. Lineage: Eukaryota; Viridiplantae; Chlorophyta; Trebouxiophyceae; Coccomyxaceae. The transcript is spliced from 2 exons. Bases 1 to 369 code for a protein of 122 amino acids. The record is from RefSeq and is a predicted model, not a curated record.